UGGUGACAAAAAACUUGCGGACAAUAAAGGGACAGAGUUUGCACUGCUCCGGUCACAGACAGGAUCUCAGGAGAAGCUUGGGGAAACCUCUCUGUGUCUGCCCCUUCUUGGAGAGCAGCACGUGGAUCUAACUCCUCCUGAGUGACAGCGCUGUAUCAGCAGCUUGCAGACAGACAAGCCAGGGCCUGACCCCAAGGAGGAGCACCUGCUUCUGCAGCCGGGCAAGACAAGGGUGCUGAAAGCCAGACAUGGAAUCAGAGAUGAGAAAUCCGCAGCCCUUGCAGGAGGAAAGGUAUGAUAUGUCGGGUGCCCGCCUGGCCCUGACACUGUGUGUCACCAAAGCCCGGAAGGGUUCUGAGGUAGACAUGGAUGCCCUGGAAUCCAUGUUCCAUUACCUGAAAUUUGAAAGCACCAUGAAGAGGGAUCCCACCGCCCAGCAAUUUCUGGAUGAGUUGGAUGAAUUUCAACAGACCAUAGAUAAUUGGAAAGAGCCCGUCAGUUGCGCCUUUGUGGUACUCAUGGCGCAUGGCGAGGAAGGCCUCCUCAAAGGAGAAGACGAGAAGAUGGUCAGACUAGAAGAUCUUUUUGAGGUCUUGAACAACAAGAACUGCAAGGCCCUGAGAGGCAAGCCAAAGGUGUACAUCAUCCAGGCCUGCAGAGGAGAGCACAGAGACCUCGGUGAGGAACUAGGUGGAGAUGAGGUUGCUGUGAUCAAGAACAACCCCCAAACUAUCCCAACCUAUACGGAUGCCAUCCACAUCUACUCCACGGUAGAGGGGUACCUCUCCUAUAGACAUGACGAGAAAGGCUCUGGCUUCAUCCAGACCCUGACGGAUGUGUUCGUGAAUAGAAAAGGAUCCAUCUUAGAACUGAUAGAAGAGGUCACCCGACGUAUGGCAAACACAGAGGUGAUGCAGGAAGGAAAGCCGAGGAAAGUGAACCCUGAAGUCCAGAGCACCCUCCGGAAGAAGCUCUAUCUGCAAUAAAAGGAUGCAGUGAUGGCUUCCUGCACGUGCUGCCUCUGUUGACACCAGUCUUCAAAGAUGGUUACUGGAUUCUUCAUCCUUCACAGCCCUUUGUCCCUGUCAGUUUCAGAGCAAGCCAGCCAACUAGAGCCCAUUAACACCACCUUCCUCCAGCUGGACUCCCUCUGUUAGUGCAGCCUCACAUUGCCUUCCUAUAGCUAACUUUCCGCUCUUUUGCCUCGCCAAGCCUUACUCUUCCUCCUAUGACUCAACCAAAAAUAAAUAGUCAUUCCUAUUUCAGAGGGAGUAGCUUUCUGAACAAUUACUAGAAAGUUUCAAUAACCUCCAGCUAAGGUCACCGCUCUUUGGGCACUAGGCUGGAAGAAAGAUCAGACAUGUUGUCUUCCAAGUGUAUGGUUCAUGGCUUUCUGGCUGUGUCUGUCAUUAUGAAAACUGACAGCUUAAGAUGGGUCUUUUCUUUCUGGUCCCUCUUCCCAGGCUUUCCUGACUUCCUCCUUUCCUUGACCUUUGCCUGGGAUUCUUGCCAUAGCUCAUACACUCCUCACAUCCCUCCAGCUGACUUUAAAAUGGCUUUCCCACCUGUCUCUCUUCUCUUCCCCAGUAUCCUCAAGGCUCUCAGCCUGGAUGAUCUCAACUCUGCCACAGCCAGAAUUCUUCCUCAUCUCUUUGCAUAACCUGUGGGAUAAUUCUCUCUAGAACACUCUAAAAGAUACAAUGAGCCCUGACACCAAAGCUAUUUAGAUAUCAUAUUUGUAUUUCUCAUGCUUGGCUUACAGUUUGUCCUUAUGAAGAAGUCAAGGCAGGAAGUGCAACCGUGAGUAACAUCACAGAAUAAAUAUUCUUUUUUAAAAUUAAGGAACUGGAGCAUGAAACAGUCACACCAAAAAACUCAGAGGACUUGAGCAGCCGCUCCCUCCAGCUACUAACCUUACUCCAAAUGUCCCAAUGAAGAAGAUGCCAUGUGGUCCAAAUGUCCCAAUGAAGAAGAUGCCAUGUGGUCCAAAUGUCCCAAUGAAGAAGAUGCCAUGUGGUACUGAUCUCUCUGAUGAUCUCAACAGCUUCUUCAGCCCAAGCAUGACUAGCACACACAAAUUCUUAGUCAACAUAUCUAUGAAUAUUUUUAUUUGUUCUUGAUAGAGUCUUUAUUCCUCUCCAAAACCCCAUGAGCUAGGCCUCAACUACCACAAAACAGCCUAUGAACUCUCUUUCCAGGAUUCAAUAGCUUUUCCAGCCCACUAUGUCCAAAGCUUUCGAAUUCCUUCCACAAAACAUGUCCAGAUCCUAAAAGCCACAUGGUCAGAUCUAUCACAGCAGUGACCCCACCUCCUUGGUAUCAAUUUCUAUGAAAGAGCUAUCUCUGGAAGCCUAGAGGAGACACAAAGAGCACUAUUAUUUAAAGACCAAGGCAAACCCUACAUCUGUGUUUUUCAUCUUUUUUGUGCCUCCACCCAAUCAGUCCUCAGAUAAAUUCAUCUCCUUUUGUAUGAAUUUAUUCUUCUAGAAAUGCUAGCAUCCUCUCCCCUCUGCCUCUGUGCCUUUGCCCAAUUGACCAGUUCUCCAAGCUUAGGUCUCCCACAUCCUUCCCCCUUCUCUUUCUUCCCUUUUACACUGCCUCCCCCUCAUCACUGACUCCACUCAUAAUAUUCUUUUUAGCUUAUGCUGCUGCUUCUUACCCAGUGAAAUGCUAUUGAUUACUUUUGGUUGCUGUAAUGAGAAUUCAGUAAACAUCUAUCAAGCUGCAAGAAAUGUGUUAGAAUCUUUGCACUAGCCUAUGGGUAGAAACACAACCCUUGAAGAAGGCAGUUUGCCGACAACAAAAGGAGGUUUUCACAGGCCCUAUGACUUCUCCAGCCAUUCCUUUUGAUCAUGUUAUACAGUAGCAGGCCUGGGUGUCCUCCUGUGGAGCAGGCCUAAUGAGAUGUUUUUAAGGCUUUUCUGUUGGUGAUCUGGGGAAUAAAGCCCAGGCUCUCGUGCACUCUAGGCAAAUGCACCAUCACUGAGUUAUGUCCUUGCUUCCAUUGCUUUUACAGAUCAUCGCUGAUCCAGUUUAACCUUCUCACUAGAAGGUCUGUGUAGGGUCAUCUUAGGGGUCCCGAUCUGUGCUCCAGCCAUGGCUGUGUUGUGGCUGGGGAUUUUUCAUAGAAUUGAAGAGCAAGUAACCCAGGCAGCUGUGAGCAUGCAGAGCCAAACACACACAUACUGCAGCAUACCAACUCCUAGGUCAAUUAUCUAGUCAUUCUGGAGUCUUUGUAUGCAAGGAUCAAAGAAUUAUGGCCCACUUGCUAAAUCCAGGCUGCAGCCAUUUAAUAAACAAAGCUUUAUUGGCA
This is a messenger RNA of Mastomys coucha (southern multimammate mouse), 3313 nucleotides long. It is a transcript of the gene Casp14, whose product is annotated as caspase 14. Gene Ontology annotation, cellular component: cytoplasm. NCBI's taxonomy places the organism in Eukaryota, Metazoa, Chordata, Mammalia, Rodentia, Muridae. The transcript is spliced from 7 exons. Gene Ontology annotation, biological process: proteolysis. The record is from RefSeq and is a predicted model, not a curated record. Bases 249 to 986 code for a protein of 245 amino acids.